Molecule: messenger RNA, 3352 nt
Organism: Rhopilema esculentum
Lineage: Eukaryota; Metazoa; Cnidaria; Scyphozoa; Rhizostomeae; Rhizostomatidae
Product: selenoprotein K
Biological process (GO): calcium ion transport; endoplasmic reticulum calcium ion homeostasis
Cellular component (GO): endoplasmic reticulum membrane; Golgi apparatus
Source: RefSeq, a predicted model, not a curated record
CAUUUAAUCUCAUAUUGGUGACGAGGCCAUUGCGUCGUAGCGAGAAAGAAGUUUGAGUAUAAUAAAGCAUAACAAGAAGGUGGAAUUUAUCGUAGUUAAAUAAUUUUAUUUAAGUAUUUUAGGAAAACAAGUCAUGGUUUACAUAUCAGAAAGUGGACAUCUUUCAGAGUCAAAGUCCCCAUGGCGAAUAUCAAUAAUUCAAGAUACUUUUUGGGGAAUUAUAAACUUCAUCGUAUUAUUCUUUCAGACCAUGUUCUCGCCUGAUUUGACAAAGAAAGGUAAAGGAUAUGAGUCAUCAAACUAUAAACCUGGAGGAGGCCCACCUAGGCCACCAGGAAGAAGAAUUGGAAGAAUAGGAGGAGGAGGUGGAGGAGCUGGACCUGGGUUUGCCCCACCACCUGGUGGAGGAUGAGGAAGGUAAGAUGUUUGUUGGUGUAUGAAUAUGAUACAAACAACAGACAUCGCAUGUAUCCCCCAUUGACUGCUUUACUCAAAAGAUUAGCUGUAUAGCUGUUAUGACGUCAUCUGGUCAAAUUUCAAGAAAAGCCAGUAAUGACUGAUGAAUUCUUUUGGUAUGUAAAUAUUAUCUGUAUUAGGAAAUUCAAGAUAUGUCAGAAAUAAUUGUAUAAUUGUAAUAACCACUAUCUGCCUUUCUAGUGUUUAUCUGCAUAUAUCAAUAAUUAAUGAAUAACAAUAUUUUAUCUGUAUUACCAUUAUAUUAUUUAAUUGUUUUUUGUGCAAAAUUGCUGUCUUUAUUCUAUUUGCAAAAGGCCAAUUCAAUUGAAUAAGAAAUAAAGAACAUUAGCUGAUGUUUCACAGACUAUGAUCUUAAAAUCAUAAUCUUGAAGUCAUCACACAUAAUCAUAAUCACAGAUCUUAAGAUCAGUUUAAUCAAAGGUAUGCGCCAAUCCAGGAGACCCUCUGUUACUUAUGGGCAGAUAAUGACAAAACAUUGCUGAACAAUAAUUUAUUCUAUGGAAAAUUCUUCUUGAUCUUUUGCAAUUCACCUUCAUUUGAAUUAUUUCUGAUAGGCUGAUGCAUCAGUUUUUAUUUCUCUCUAAUAUCCUUAGGUGAUUUUAGAAAUUAAGCCAACUCACUGAUGAAAAGUCAGAUUUAAAAAGAAAGAAACAUAUCAAGCAUUUGACACUGUGUGUUUUAAAAAAGCCUGAAAAGUUUUGAAUUAAAGAUGAUUAGCUUCUUAAGCAUGCUUGUCCAUGCAAACCAACAAAUUAUAACUAUUCACUUAUAACUAAGCUUUUUAAGAAUUAAGUUAAGAUAAAGUGGGACAAUGCAUCAUUUUUUCAAAAGAAUUAAUUUACAAAUCCUACAAGACCAUGAAUAUGCUUUCAAAGAAUGGGGCUCUGUAUGAUGCAGAACACUUAAAUACAGACAUUUUGAGGUGAUAUAAUAUUCGCUUUGUGGCAAAGAAAAAAAUUAUUUAUAUCAUUUUAUAUAUUUAAGGCAAUGUUUCAUGAAUAGUUUCAACAAGUAGUGACUCAAUUUUUAGUGAAACAAAAUAUAUGUUUUUAUGCCAAAGUAUAGUUGCCUGCAGGUAUCAAAUGAACUAGCUAUAACCAGGUCUUACUCUUCAUAAAGGUUUGGUGUCAGCUUAUUUGUGUGAAUAUAUGUUCCUCAGUUUGCAAGGCAGUAAAAUGCAUUAAAACAAUUUCUGCACAACUAUAUACAAUACUCAAUGGCUAAACCUUUUAUUGUGACAGUCAUAUAGACAGGACAUAUAGCCUGACAAUCUGACAUUCAAGCUAAUGUUUGCUUUCUCAACGGAUUCUGGUAGUAGGGAGGUCAGGCUUUCAUAAUCUGCCAGGUGACUUUUUUGAAAAUGCUUGGAUGUCACGUGACUGAUGACGUCAUUUAACGGUAAAAAGUCAGACAAAAUCAUCGCUAGCUCCUCACUAAAGGGUUAUUUUUUAACACAACUUACAUAUUUUGACUCGUCUCAUUGCAAGCUUUCAAAUGAUAUAUAUUUAAGCAAGAUUUGCCGACAUAAGUAUUUUCAUUAUGACGUCAUAACAAAUUUUGCAUGACGUCAUCAAAUAUUUUAUUGUCAUAAAAUGAUACGUUAGCAUAAUUUUGUUUUAAUAUGAAGCUGGCUGUCAGCAAAAGCUUUUCUUCCAUAUGUUUUUCAAUCAAAAUAAUUAGUAUUUAGUUCAUUUAAAUUGAAUUUGUGCCAACCGCAAUAGCCAAAGUUUAAAAAAAGAAGUCGUUACUAUCUGACGAGUGAGUCACUUCUUCCUCCGAAGUUGCAAAGUCUUGCUCCAUAUUUGAACCGGACAAUGAUUUCUCUGCAUCCGCAUUUGAAUGUUACACUAAAUCGGAAGAAUGUCUUGGCAACAUAGGCUAUCCAAGAUGUCCUACCGAUGUGCUGAAGGUGCAUGACUUUUUUCAAUAAGGCUAUCUUCUGCUGCGAAAUAAGGCCAUCUCAUGAAUAAAAUACUCCAUCUGUCAUUUUUCUGAUGGUGGAUUUAUAUAUGGAUCUGGCUCCUUACACAUGAAAUUAAGAAGAACAACUUUAUCUCCUAGUCACAGUACACCUUCAGGAGUUUCAAGACUAGAGUUAUGGUUUUGAUGGGAUAUGAAAAUGCCUUGCCAAUCACGAAAGCUUGGUGGUCUUCGUUCAUUAUUGAGACUGCUUUCGCUGUUUUCUUGGAUCUUUGUGCCCCAGAAUGCAGCUUAAGUUUCUGACUAUACUUUCGUUUCUAGCAACAACCUACCAUUCGAGCAAAAUAGCUCAUUUCUUUGAAAUAUUUCUUCCAUGUUAGCGCUAGUGUCAUCAGUCCGUGAGAACAUUUUGUAAAAACGCCACCAGAAAACGCCAGAUGGAGAUUUGAUGAGACGGCCUGAGUUCGUAGCAUCAAACCCAAGGAAACAUUCAGUGUUUGGUUCAAGAACAUUCAUGGAUGUGCUAAUCCUCCUUAUGAGGCUAAAGCAAUGAAAGUGGAAACAAAGUCAAUGCUAAAUAUUUAGAAACAGCACACGAGCAAGCUAACGGCAAAAGAGAGUCAGCAAGGCAAGUGCAUAUAAAAAGUGGAGAGCAAAAGAUACUCCAAAGUAAGAAGAGUAUUUUUACAUUGAUGAAAAAAAGAGAAUCUUAUGAGACUUGCUCCCGAAUUCUUUCGAAGCGCUGAGGGUCACAGGCCCCUGACAAUUCAAUUUAUCGUAGCUUAAGGAGGAGAAGCAUCGGAGACUUCAAAAAGCAAGUAGAAGUCCCUCCAAGAUGUAACCACAAAAAGGCGGAAACCAGAAUAUUUUGCAUGGUAACUCGAAAGAUGCAAAAGUAGUUGCUGUUGCAAAAGAUACUGAUUUAUGUGUGCUGCUUGUUCAUGCAACACAGAAG